UGGGCUGUGAUCUACACUCCUGGACGUGUCUGUGCUCUGAAAGGAUCAUCAGUUGAUCUGUCCUGCUCUUAUAAACACCCUGAAGGACUCACAGUGAAUAGAUCACUCUGGUUCAUUGAAAGUCAGUGGAAGUUUGGUGCUGAGCCUGAGGAUGUACGAUGGUCUGAUCAGUAUGAGGGGAGAGUGCAGUACAGCCGGACCCUGAACUCCAGUAGAAUGACCAUCACUGGCCUGAGAGAGAGCGACGCUCACAGAUACAGCUUCAGAUUCUACACUGAUGAUCCUGACGGCAGAUACUCUGGCAGUCCUGGAGUCACUCUGUCCGUCACAGAUCUGAAGGUUACAGUGUCAGAUACAGAUGGAGGAGUAAAGAAGCUGACCUGCAGCUCCACCUGCACUCUGCCCAACACCACCACCUACAUCUGGUACAGGAACGGUCAGCCUGUAUCUGACCAGAACAGAAAUGAACUGGAGCUGAGAGACAGAACUGUGGAUGCUGGCAGCUACUCCUGCGCUGUGAAAGGAUACGAGGAGCUCGGCUCUCCUGCCGUCUACUCUCCCAGACCUCCAUCUGUAUCUGAGACUGAGGUUAACGGCUCCGUCACGCUGGUCUGUGUCAGCGACUCCAACCCUGCCAGCUCUUACACCUGGUUCAGGAAGACAGGAGGACACAUCACACAGUUUGGAGAAGGAGCCAGUUUAACUUUAGCUGCAGGAGCAGAUGGAGUUUUCUACUGUACGGCAGAGAAUCCAUACGGAUCAUCCAACUCAUCAGAAUGGACACUUACAUCAGCUGGGCUGUGGAAGCAGUUUGCUGUGUGGGGAACCGUUGGAGUCGGUUCUGCUCUGGUUCUGUCUCUUAUUACUGCUGCUGUCUGUCUUCAGAGGAAGAGAGGAGCAGAGGGAGGAGCAGAUGUUCAGGCUCCGAAGUGUGGAGACGACACGUACUCGGCUCUGAACCCCAACGCCAGGUCCUCCGACUACGACACUCUGACUGUUGUCCGUCCUCACCCAGCGAUGAGAAGAGCUCCAGAGAACGAGAACUAACAGCUGUUCAUUUACUCUUCAUUCACCACUGCAGCUUCAGCUCUAUGGACAGAACAUUAAAGAGGCGUACGGAGGAUUUCUGAGGAUUAAAGAGCUUCUAGAGCUCAAAACACAUCAGAUGAUCUCCUAAAGUCAGAGAGAUUCUCUCAGAUCAGUCAGAGGAGCUUCUGUUUAUGAAGGGUCUUUAUUCACUGUAGUGCUGUUAUACACCAUGAUGAUCCAAACAUGGACCAGAACCAGGCGGUUCUGAUCGCUCAGUGUGAACAGAGUUGAGAUGAUUUGGAUCCAGUUUGAGUAAAAAUGUCACUGUGUAAAUCAGAUUUAUUAAUGUAGAGUUUGUAUAUUUUCAGUUGCUUCUCUGUAGUUUUCCUCUUGUUCUCAUUGUUUAGGUUAGUAGAUCCUCUUAAACUCUUUUCUAGCUGUGCUGUCGUUGUUCUGAAUGUGCUGCUAAAACACCGAUAAUAAAGUUUUGAAGCAGC
Messenger RNA from Pygocentrus nattereri (red-bellied piranha), 1526 nucleotides. Its product is annotated as myelin-associated glycoprotein-like. Lineage: Eukaryota; Metazoa; Chordata; Actinopteri; Characiformes; Serrasalmidae. The coding region runs from base 217 to 1047 and encodes 276 amino acids. The transcript is spliced from 7 exons. The record is from RefSeq and is a predicted model, not a curated record.